Messenger RNA from Chara braunii, 1354 nucleotides. The record is from the annotation of a GenBank genome assembly. NCBI's taxonomy places the organism in Eukaryota, Viridiplantae, Streptophyta, Charophyceae, Charales, Characeae.
CACGUGGACAACCUCUCGGUGACCACAUAGCCACUCCAGUCUGUUCAGCAGGUCACGACGACCGCAGACCGAAGGCGGCAGAGAUGGAGCGAAGGAUGAUGCGAACUGUCUGUCCGAUCACAGAGACGGCCCGCCUGCUGCUGACUCUUGUCCUGCUGCUGAUUCUGCUGCUGGCCGGGCAGGGAUCUGCCGUUAGUCCACCACCGGGCUCGGUGACGAUAAACGGCUUCAGCUACGCAGGCGACGGGUGUCCUCCCGGGAGUUUGGAAUUCGCUCUCUCCGAGGACGGGCAGAGGAUGACGCCGAUGUUCACCAAGUUCACUGCUACGACGCACAAGAGCGCGGCGCACCGGACGAGGAGGUGCCAAAUGUCCGUAGAUCUCAGUUACCCUGAAGGCUUCGCUGUAGGGUUGGGGUCGGUCACUUUCGGCGGGUACGCAAAGCUCGAUGGAGGCGUGUCUGGGUCGAUUAAGGCGUUUUACUACAUCCCGGGGAAGACAGGGACGGCUCGCCUCACUCGCAAGAUCCAGGGACCCAUGGACGACAACUUCGAAUACACGAACGGAUUCGAUUUGGCACUUUACGGCGAGUGUGGCAACAAACAGACACUGUCGGUGGGCUUGGAAGUCACGGUGAAACCAGGCAAGAAGCCCAAGGGAGCGGGGGGGAUCAUUCAACUGAAGUCCCUGCCCAACGCGUGGGAUCUCGUCUGGAAGCAAUGCUAAGAAGGCGAAGAGAAAGUACGCCGAUCACUUUGGCCGCACGGGACCGGAAACAUAGCUUGCAUGCAUUCCUUAUCAGGGUGCCUUGUGUUGUGUUCGAGGGGGGGGGAAGACGGUAGCAACGUAAUCGCGUGAGAGACGGGUUCAGCACAAAAAGGGAGGUCGAGAGUCUGUCCGCUGAAUGUAACAUAGAGCAUAGACCAGCAAUGCCAUGAUUUUAUUUAUUGCAUUUUCUGUAAUUAGAAGUGGGCAGGGAUUGUGUUCGCGAUCGUGAUGUGUAUGGACUCCGGAGGUCGUCACAGAGUUCACACGGAAUUUGUUUGGGGAAUCGGACGCGCUACCGGUAGCUUCAGCUCUAUCAAAGCGGCCUUAAAACUCCAAGGGUGAUAGUGGAAACUCUGUGGUGAGUUUGUGAUCCCAUUUGCUGGCUGGUGACCUCAUUUGCUCUUGUGUUUGGUGUCUAUGUAUUAAUAUUAUUAUGUGAUAUAACACGCUGGCAGGGACUGUGUUCGGGUUCGUGAUGUUUACUGAGGUUGUCACAGAGUAUAAUGUACAGGGGAUUUGUUUCAGGAGUCGGACGAGCUGGCGGUAGCUUGGUAAUGGAAAUUCUGUGAUAAAUCUGGUGAUCCCAU